This is a messenger RNA of Fusarium oxysporum Fo47, 1734 nucleotides long. Its product is annotated as putative serine dehydratase domain-containing protein. Gene Ontology annotation, biological process: D-serine catabolic process. The transcript has 6 exons. Lineage: Eukaryota; Fungi; Ascomycota; Sordariomycetes; Hypocreales; Nectriaceae. Gene Ontology annotation, molecular function: D-serine ammonia-lyase activity. The record is from RefSeq and is a predicted model, not a curated record. Bases 1 to 1734 code for a protein of 577 amino acids.
AUGGACUAUUCACUGGAGAAUCAUAAAGAUUACAUCGGAAAGCACGUCUCAGAGCUUCCUACACCAUCGCUGGUUGUCAAUCUGCCUGUUCUCAAGACGAAUGUCGAGACGUUACAUCGCGAUGUUGAGAAGCUCGGCAUUGGCUUCAGACCUCAUGUCAAGACAUUGAAGUCUCUUGAGGUGACACGGUUAAUGAUGGCGGAUGGGAAAUACAGAGGAAUCAUUGCCUCCACCAUCCCUGAGAUCAAAGGUGCUUUACCCCUGGUGAAAGAGGGCAUCUUGGAAGAGUGUCUGUAUGGUCUACCUGUCUAUCCUGGUAUCCUGCCCAGGUUGAUUGAGUUGCGAAAAUCGCUACGUAUCAUGCUCAUGGUCGACAAUGAGCAACAGGUCGAGUUCCUCGAAGAGUCGGCUUCAAGCAAGCAGCCCUGGGAUGUCUUUAUCAAGCUCGAUGUUGGAUCGCGCCGAGCAGGCGUUGAAGCCAACAGUGCUGCACUGAACCGCUUGGUAGAACACGCGCAGAAGUCGUCUGCUAUUAGUAUCUACGGAUUCUACUGUCACGCGGGUCAUUCGUAUGGAGGUCGAUCGCGAGACGAGGCCGAGAAGACGCUCAACAUAGAGGUGUCGAGUGUCUUAGCCGCAGCUAAGCUUCUACCCUCUGAUCGCCAGCUUGUCAUCUCCGUCGGCAGCACACCAACAGCGCAUGUCGUCGAAAGCCUCAAGGCAUCAAUGCCAGAGAACAUCAAGCUCGAGCUUCAUGCAGGCAACUUCCCUUGCAACGAUCUCCAGCAAGUGUCAACUGGUCUUGUGACAGAGACACAACAAUCCGUGUCGGUAGCUGCUGAAGUAUGUAGUGUGUACCCGCAGAGGAACGAAGCGCUCGUCAACGCAGGUGUAAUCGCGCUGUCGCGUGAGGCCAGCGCCUUUAGCGGAUUCGGCCGAGUGGUGGGCAGUCCGGCGUGGGGUGUGGUCCGAUUGUCGCAGGAGCAUGGGAUCCUGGGGACGAGCGAGGGACGAAAGGUCGAUGAGGACUUCAAGGUUGGACAAAAGGUUCAGCUGUGGUGCAAUCACGCUUGUAUAGCUGCUGCUGCGUUUUACGUGUAUUAUGUUGUCGAUGAGCAGAGCAUUGUGAGGGACACAUGGAUUCCUUGGAAGGGGUGGAUAACACAUCCCCAGCAACUCGAGUCUACUCUCUUAUUCCCCUCUCUACCCCGCCUUACCAUCAUGUCUUACGCCGACGUUGCUGCCAGUGGCCCCAAGCAGAGCCCUGAGGAGGCUGCUGCCCCUCAACCUCCUCAGGUCAUCACUGACGAGUCCGCCUCCACCGCCUCUUUGGUCGAUGUUGAUAUGCCUAGCGUGCACACUGUCCCCAACGACUUCCUUGAGCAGGAGAUCAAGACAGAGACCCAGGCUGCUCGCAUAGAGCGAGAAGAGGAGGCUCGCGAGGAGAAGCGAAAGCGUGACGAGGCUGCUGCUAAGGCCAAGCGCGCCGACAACUGGCUCAUCCAACAAUUCUCUCGCCUGUCGGAUGGAAGUGCUACUGGUCUUGUCAUUGCCAACUUUGCUACCGUUGUCGGUCUUGGCGCAUACCUUGGCUACAAGGGCUGGGGUCUCUACGAGAAGGGCAAGCUUGACUGGAAGGCCGUCACUCUCGGUGCUGGUAUCCUCGCUGGCGUGACAGCUGCCGAGGGUGCUGUUGGACGAUAUCUGUACAAGGGCAAGAAGGGCGGCUCCUAG